Mizuhopecten yessoensis (Yesso scallop) is the source of this 3255-nucleotide messenger RNA. Its product is annotated as cell death abnormality protein 1-like. The record is from RefSeq and is a predicted model, not a curated record. Gene Ontology annotation, molecular function: scavenger receptor activity. NCBI's taxonomy places the organism in Eukaryota, Metazoa, Mollusca, Bivalvia, Pectinida, Pectinidae. Bases 178 to 1515 code for a protein of 445 amino acids. The transcript is spliced from 11 exons.
ACUGUAAACCUCCAAGUGUCGACGUGGGUGGAGUCGAUUACCUAUGUUCACCAUCGACUUGUCGCCGAGCAGGAACCUAAACUGCACUCUACAUUUGACCAUUCCUCGAUGUGUUGAUUGCAUUUAUCUUAUCGUCAGUGGACGAGAAUAACACGUUUUUCAUACCUUACCUCCGACAUGACAUCUGGAAGGAGUAAACGUGAUAUCCUAAAGUUUAUCAUCAUUGGAUGUUUUGCUGUUUUUCCUCAUUUUGUUUAUUCGUCAUAUAAUAUUGCGUUAGGAAAGCCAGCAUCACAAAGUACCGAUUACCUGGGCUGGAGUGCUGACAAAGCAAUAGAUGGUGUGAUAGGAAAGGACAUGGAAACAAAUGGAGGAGGAAGCUGUAGUUCUACUAACCCGACCGGAUCACGUGAGGCAUGGUGGAUGGUUGACCUUCAACAAACGUCUAGGAUAAAAACUAUAAACAUCACGUACAGACAGUUGUAUCCCUAUCGCCUUUCUGGAUUCUAUCUUUAUGUUUCCUAUACGACUGCUGAGGACAAUCUACAAAACACGGGAUAUCUGUGUUACCAUGACGACACAAAGGAUCCGGAACUUCCGUCAUUCAACCAAUCUCGUUCUUGUCCUGUUGACGGCCGAUACGUUAUUUUCUACAACAGACGUCCUGCUGAUAAUGGACCUAAACAUGUCCCAUACAACUCGACAACAGAUGCUGUUGUUGAAUUGUGCGAGGUGCAGGUGUUUGGAUGCCCGAUAAAUCGUUUCGGACUUACCUGCAGGAAAACAUGUCAUUGUGGCAUGGGUGGAUGUGAUCCUGAUACCGGACUGUGUGACGUCAGUUGGUGUCAGAGUGGAUGGAUGUUACCAACCUGCUCUGAAGCCUGUCCCACUGGACACUUUGGAAGGGACUGUAAGGAGACAUGUCAUUGUGCUAUUCCUGGAUGUAACAGAUUCAAUGGAAUAUGUAUCCGUGCCGGAUGUGACGUAGGAUGGGAAGGUCCGACUUGUGACAAAUCAUGCGACGUUGGCAAAUAUGGCAAGGACUGUAAACACACGUGCAACUGCGCUUCUCCCGGAUGUGACGUGAUCACUGGUACUUGUACUGUGCCCGGAUGUGAAGUUGCAUGGGAAGGUUCGACAUAUGAUUGUGAUAUAGCUUGCAGCAUCAGUUCAUUUGGUAGUAUCUGUACCGAACCCGAAUGUGACCAAUUCACCGGAUUAUGUAACGUAUCGGGGUGUAAUGUUAGAUGGACAGGUUCGUCAUGUGAUCAAGUAGCGGUUAAAACAAACAGUAAAGAAAACCUGAUCAGUGGUGAGAAAUCAGGGUCCAAUGCCUUGGUAGUUCCACUGCUUGCAUCACUGCUGUUUAUUUCCAUCGGGUUCAACAUAGGAUUUAUAAUUGAUCGUCUAAGGAAUUCACGACAGUUUCCUACUUUGAGAUUCUGGGAAUGCUUCCAAACGAUUCCUCAUUACGCCAGACUUAUACCCAGCGAAAGCAGCCCAAGAGCGAUAUAACAAAAUCCAUUGCCGGACAAGAGUUAUAAUAGAGCAAACGUUUUGAAUUCUAAAGAAACGGCUUAACUGUUUGCACUAUGAAUUAAGAGUGGAGCCAGUUAAAGCCUGAGAAAUAGUUAUUGCAGCUGUUGUUUUGCAUAACAUAGGCAUUCUCAGGGGGAUAUUAUUCAUUCAGAGGAUAUGGUAGUGCAGGCAGAGGAUGUCACAGAAUGUUGGAGUAGGUACAUGUAAUUUUAUUAAUUCUUUUUUCAAUUUCAUGAUUUCUAAGUCCAGCUUUGUUUCCUCUUCCUGAAGAACACCCUUUCUAAUGUGAUGAUGCGUUUUCCAGCAGAUGACUUUUGCUUGUCUUGAAAUAAGAUAAGAUAAACAUUGAACUUGUAUAAUGCUUUUAAUAUUUUCUCAUGAAAUUCAAUUAAUUUAUUACUGGUUUGUUAUCUGUAACGCACAAUAUAUUAAGAUUUUUAUCAACAAGGACACAUGGAUAAAAACACUCAGCAAUAUAUAGUGGUCUAUGCUCAGUGUUGCUAGCAAUCUAUCAUCAUGUAAUUUAUUUAAGAAGCUUGCAUCGUAUACACUUUCAUAGCAUAAAAGGUUCGUGAAAGAAAUGUCAGAACUUUUAGUUUUAACAAACCUCUGGCUUAUAGGAGAAAAAGAAUGCAAGAUUCAGUUAGAACUUGUUGAAAAUGUUAAUCAAAAUAAUAUCUCCGGCUGAUUUAUAACGUGAAACAUUAUUUAAAAUAUAUCUAUUACCGCAUUACAUUUGGCUAAAUACUUACAUGAUGUCUGAGUUGCUGGUAUGGUACAGGUGUCAAAUGCCACUGGAAACAUUCCUGUAAAGUGAUAUGUUAUCCUUUUGCAAGAAUUUCAACUGGUUUUGCUAGAAAUAGGCUUCUUCAGGGGAAUAAGACAUUUUUAUUCAUAUUCAAUCAAAAUCUGAACAAACUAUCUGGAAUUUAAAUACAUUCAUCUAAAAAAUAUACCUUAUAAAACCCAAAACAAUCAUGUUAUUACUUAAAUACAGUGUAUAAACUAAUCUGACUUGUCGCAUGUUUUUGAGCAUGAGGAGUCAUCUGUUUUAAGAAAAACAAAAAACUUUCAUUCAGUGGAUCUAUGAUAAGGGCUUUUCACCAGAUGGUAAAAAGGCAUAUUGUUUCUAUAGUUUUUGUUGAUUCUCAAUCUUAUAUUCUUUCACGAUAUUGUGAAUGUGUAGCAUAUGUGUUUAUACUAUAAGGCCAUUCAAGUAUGUUGUAGGUUAUGGUCAGAAUGUGUCAUUAUACCAUUUUAAAGCUGUUAAAAAUGUCAAUCAUGAUAGUUAAGUUUAUUUUUGAAUACAGGAUCUGUAUGAUACUCUACACUGACUCAAGCACGUUUCUUGAUCAAUAUCAAGUGUUUCUCAAUGAAUUCUGAUGUUGCUGAUAUCAGAAAUGUGGAUAAGGUUUUUCAGAAUGCCCCCUGAUACCAUGUCUCUUAGAAAGGUUCUAUCUGAUGAUCUAAAAAUUACCAUAACCGAAGUUCUGUACAAGUGUUUAUUUUUAUCAUUGUUUUAAUGGCUGUGUUUAGUAAUGAAAAAGGUUGGAAAGCUGGCAUUACCAUCUGGGGUUUUGUUCUACAUACCUUCCAUACAUGUAGUGUCAAUCACAACAGCAUCAGCUGUUUCGUCUUAUGGUAGCACUGUAAUGGAACAAGGCAUUGUUGUUUGGGUUUUUUGAUGUUUUUUAUCGCAUUACAAAUGUUUUUGUU